CUCUGUUUGAAAUUCACAUCCCGUACCCAAUGGAGUGAAGAGGUUCGCGAUGCAGACAAAAGAACCAAAACAUCGUUCUAAAUCAGGCUGUUUGACUUGUAGGGCUCGUAGAGUCAAAUGCGAUACCCGCUCUGGUGUAUGUGGCAAUUGCAGUCGGUUGCACGAAGUUUGCCGACGAGGAAACGGUCCAGUACAUACAGUUGAGUUAACUGCUGAAACAAUGUCAACUUUAACAAAAGCCGGAACCGUACGUCGACGUACCAUCAGAAGUUGCCUUGAGUGUCGAAAUCAAAAACGAAAAUGCAGUGGAGGUCGACCGGCUUGCAACCGGUGCGUUUACAACAAUUUGCUAUGCACCUACGCCAAUAGCUCUGGUCGCUCAUCGUCGAGCAUUGAAACUAGUAGUUCACUUGAUGAACCUAAUCCGUCAAGUAAUCAAGUUGACAUACAACAACAACCCAUUACCUCGCAGCCAACACGGCCCAAUCUUACGGACAGCGAAGUGCCUAGUAACAAUAGAACUAAAGUUCUAGUUACUUUAAAUGCCGACCAUGUCACGCAGAUUGGUAUUAAUUCACCUCGAAGAACACAAUCCUACCCAUCAAGUAAAGUCGUUUCUACUCACGCAAUAAGAGUUCCAAUUUCGUCGCCCAUUGAAAUACAAUUACCUGACAAGGUAUUGGUACGAAUGCUGGUAGAGAGAUUUUUCUCAGAGAUAUAUCCAUCUCGAAUGUUUGGUUUUCUUCACAAACCAACAUUCAUCUUUCGACUCGACGAAGGUCACGAAUCGACCGCUGAAGCAAAGACGUUAUUACUCACAAUAUGUGCUCUGGCAACAAAAAUAAACCAUGCCGAAUCGCCAGAGCUAUGGGAGAUGGGCAAUCAAUGGGCGAACCACGCACAUCAGCUUUUAAUGAUAUCUCCAAACUCAAUAUCCAUCAGCAAUCUAAUGUCCGUCAUUCUACUGCACGAACACGAAAAUCGAGUUGGCAAACUAAGUAAUUGCUUCUUAUUAACUGGCUUGGCAGCUCGCAUGUCUCAAGCGUUACAAAUCAAUCUAGAAUACGACUUUGAUGUCUUGUGUUCGGAGUCAACCAUGAACUGCACUGAGAAAGAAUGUCGAAGGCGACUGAUGUGGGCAUGCUAUCUUCUGGAUUCAUCGACGGCUUCCGGCGUCAAGCAAUUACAAUUGAUAGAUGAAAGCGAUAUCAAAAUUCAGCUUCCUUGUUCAGAAGACAACUUCUUGUUUGAACGACCCUGCAUAACUGAAACCGUGACACCAGGAGAAACGCUCAAGUUUGCCAAUAUAUUCGAUCAACCUAUCUCACCUACUAGUAAUAUGGAUUAUCGAGCAUACAUGAUUCGUAUUGUGUAUAUCCGCAAUAGGGUUCUGAAAUAUGUCAAGCGAUUCAUGGAGGAUGAAGAUCCAUGGCUUCCCACUUCCGAGUUUUCGCGCAUCCUUUCUGAUCUAAUGGCUUGGAAAAUGAGCUGUCCAUCGGACCUUGCUCUCACGCCUUCUGUUAUCUUUAUCCGAAAGGAACAAGGUCUGCUACUACCGCUAUUCUUAAUACAAAUUUUGUAUCAUCUAUGCUACUGCGACAUUUUCCGAAUAGUUAUGCCUGGCCUAUCCUAUCCAAAGACAUCCAGCAUAGAAGCUAUCCAAAUUGCUGCGCCGGUCGACUUUAUCAUCGAGAAACAAGAUGCGUGCUACCAGCAUGCGUGUGACAUAUCCAACAUUUUCCAAAACGCUCUUUACCAUUUGCCGGAAGAAGUUGGCGAUCCUAGUCUCGCAAUUGCAGCGCAUGAAGCAACACGGAUACAAAUUGUUUACACCACCGAUAUCGCUGCCGAUCGGAUUACAGACGAAAAGUUAGAUGCCACCGUAAAGCUCAUCGAGUAUAACGUCAUGUAUCUACAGGCUCUCACAAGGCGAAUCCCAGGCAUCGCAAAAAUUCUGGGAGCUGUAGAGAAGCUGAUCCAAAAAUCUCCCUUGUCCAUACCAAAUGUUAGUCCUAACCUCGCUAGUCGAGAAAGUUCACCUGAACCAACAGGAGGUAGUGCACCUCAAAUAUCUCCCGAUUACAAACUCCAUCCACUUUCCAACUUUUCCGCUAUGAGGGAGUCUAUACGUGAAAAGCAUGCUCCUCAAACAGCAAGAUAUGCAAGGUCGUCCUCCUCCUCAAGGUCACCGGCUGAAUCACUUUUAGACAUUUCUUUACUGUCGUCUAUGAUAUUUACCAGUACAGAAGACUGGCUUCUUGCCAACCAACAGGGUAUCUUGUUCUGAUGUAGCCCUUUUUGUGUUUUCUCCACUGAAAAAAAUAAUUCUGUACUUUGUGUAUGUAAUUGAUGUUAAUAAUUUAUUUUACUUUUAUUUUUGUUUAAAAAAACCCACCAACUUGAAGUUUGGUAAUUGUCGCUUAUCGGGUUUGUAUAAGCAUUCCAAUAGGAAGGACCAAAUUAACAAAUCAUUAUAUUAUCU
Messenger RNA from Umbelopsis ramanniana AG, 2482 nucleotides. RefSeq lists its product as uncharacterized. The record is from RefSeq and is a predicted model, not a curated record. Gene Ontology annotation, biological process: regulation of DNA-templated transcription; DNA-templated transcription. The coding region runs from base 50 to 2287 and encodes 745 amino acids. Gene Ontology annotation, molecular function: zinc ion binding; DNA binding; DNA-binding transcription factor activity, RNA polymerase II-specific. NCBI's taxonomy places the organism in Eukaryota, Fungi, Mucoromycota, Umbelopsidomycetes, Umbelopsidales, Umbelopsidaceae. Gene Ontology annotation, cellular component: nucleus. The transcript has a single exon.